Molecule: messenger RNA, 572 nt
Organism: Zymoseptoria tritici IPO323
Lineage: Eukaryota; Fungi; Ascomycota; Dothideomycetes; Mycosphaerellales; Mycosphaerellaceae
Exons: 1
Coding region: 47-358 (103 amino acids)
Source: RefSeq, a predicted model, not a curated record
GCUGCCAGGGGCAAAGACUGUGACGUAGCGUGUCCAUCCUUCGGUUAUGCAUCAGGCCCUUGCGGCAAAUAUGGCAGUACUCCCGGUUGCACCUAAUCAGUGUGCUUCCCAUCAUUUUCGAUGCAGACAUCUCGUCCAGGCUGACAGAAGCGCGUUAGAUUCGAGAAAACUCCCCCCGAACCUGGUGGUCGGCAAUCCUGGAUCCAGAAGAUGCGUGUCCUCAAACGAUAAUGGAGGAGAGCCCAGCUGGAGGAGGCGGAGCGUUCAAGACUGUACUCAGUCUCUUUGCCGGCUUUGUGUCUGGCACAGCUUGUCGCAUCUUUGGCCAACAAGACGCUCGAACGUACAUGACCGAUGAACUGUGGCCUCUGUACGCCCUGACCUGAUCACGAGUUUCUGUUCCUGGUCCAUAAAAGAGCAUCAGAUUUCGUCUGUGUACGAUCGAGGCGGCAGGCGCGGCUUGCUCAAAGGCUUCAGGCUUCGCCACGAAGUCUGCUUGAGCCUUGGACGUCCUAUCAAGCCACUUCCAGACAUAAUCACCUCCAAUUAUGUCGUUUCGUUCGACUAAGGCC